CGAGCUGCUAGUGGCCGUACGGUCCGUUUCUAAUACAAACAACAUUUUACCUAAUUUAAAAUGAAAUACAAUAUCUUAGGUAAUACUGAUAUGAAAGUUUCCCAUGUUAGCAUGGGAGGAGCAUCUUUCAGCAACAUUUACGGAUCAUUCGAUGAGGAAAAAAGUCUACAACUUAUUAAGAAAACUCUAAGUUUAGGAGUAAACUACUUGGAAACAGGGCCGUGGUACGGUCAGGGAAGUUCAGAGAAAGUUAUAGGCAAGGCGCUCAAAGAAAUCCCAAGAGAUACGUAUUUCAUCGGCAGCAAAGUUGGACGCUACGAGAAAGAUAUCCGAAAAAUGUUCGACUUUUCUGAAGAGAAGACAGAAGCGGCCGUGGACAACACUUUAAAACUUCUUCAACUCGAAUACGUGGAUCUGAUUCAAAUGCACGAUAUCACUUUUGCACCGGACAUUUCAAUAAUUCUAAAAGAAACUCUGCCAGCAUUGGACAGAGCUGUGAAAGAUGGCAAAGCCAGAUAUAUCGGAGUAGCUGACUAUGAUUUGGAUUUGAUGAAGGAGAUAAUUGAAGAGUCUGACAUCCACCUAUCUACAAUUCUGUCAUAUUCUAAAUCCACAUUAUUUGACAACAGAUUACAAAAUUAUGCAAAAUACUUUAAGAGUAAAGGCGUGGGCAUAAUAAACGCAGCGGCUACCGGCAUGGGCCUGCUGACCAACCACGGGCCGCAGCCCUGGCACCCAGCAAGUGAUGACAUCAAAGCUCUUUGCCAACGAGCGUCUAAUUACUGCAAGGACCAAGGAGUAGAGCUGGCUCGACUAGCAACAUGGUUCACCUUAAACCAGCCUGACGUUGAUACGAACGUGUGCGGAUUUUUCAACAUAGAACAAAUGGAGGACACCUUGAAUGUCUCAGAAAAAGGGCUCACUGAACAUGAAAAGGCGGUGUUAGCUCAUCUGCAGUUGAGGUUUUUUGACAAUAUUACACUACACUGGGAUGAAGUAGAAUUGAAUGCAUACAAAACAAAAUUAGAGAACAUUACUACAUAAUAAUAACUUUACUUAUUACUCUGGGCAAAUAGAAGUACAAUCAGCGACGGAAACUUCAGAUUGCCAAGACAAAGAACAGAACCUGACACCGAUUGUUUUCUAAAUUAAGCAUUGUUACAAGCGUCCACCCACAAUAUGGAACAGAGCAUUUUAGGAACCGUAUAACCACCUAACCUAGUCCUGUAGCGCUGGCUAUAUUUUGAGCCCUAACUUAAAGUAAUAUUAAAGUCAAUUAUUUUUUCACUUACGAAUAGUGUUUUAAGAUGUUAAUCUUACAUUUUGUUUUGUGUCACAGAUAUUAUUUGCUUUUUAAGUAAUUUAACAAUUUGUGGUAAUUAUUUUUAUUUAGAAUUAUUUUGAAGAAAAGAAUAUUCUAGAGAAAACAUGUAACUGUAUCGCAUUUAGGAUAGUUUUUUUAAUGUGAAAACAUAGUUUGUGUCAAUUACGUCCAUUGCAAUCGGAUACUAUGCCAUACUAUUCAAAAUGACUCAAAAAAUAAUUAAAGUAAAAACAAAUUGCUGACAUCGCAUUUAAUCGUGUCAAAAAGUACAUUACAUGUUUUUGUGUCUUAUUAAGGCAUAGCUUCAUAAGAUUUUUGAUAAUUUUGGUCUAACAGGCUAUUACCAUAACAAAAGAAUAUUAAAGUUACUAGAGUUCACAUCUUAUUAAUUUAAAAGGCGGGAUAAAUAAGAAAUAUGAAUUUGUGUCAGUUUCAUCCAUUGCAUAAACAAAUAAUACAAAAAUAAUGUUUGCGUUCAUACGACGCUAGCGGGUGGCUCGCACGCUGGCACGUUGCGUAUGCAGCGCAUGUUUACUUCGCCUGUGCGCCAAAUGAAUAUUACUUCUUGAACUUAAUUUAUAUUAAUGUUAUUAAUAUUUUUAUUUCUAUAUCUAAUAUCUAAUCAAGUAUAAGAGCCUCGGUAGAGAGUACCAUUUUGUACCAUUUGGAGUUGAAACUCUAGGUACAUGGGGUCCCAGCGUCAUAAGUUGUUCGCAGAAAUCGCGAAGCGUCUGGUUGACGUAACUGGUGACCGAAGAGCUGGCGGCUACCUCGCACAACGUAUCAGCAUUGCGAUACAGCGAGGAAAUGCCACCAGCAUCCUUGGUACAAUGCCUCAAGGGCCUAUUUUAGAUUUAAGCUA
Messenger RNA from Cydia splendana, 2186 nucleotides. RefSeq lists its product as uncharacterized. The record is from RefSeq and is a predicted model, not a curated record. The coding region runs from base 61 to 1044 and encodes 327 amino acids. Lineage: Eukaryota; Metazoa; Arthropoda; Insecta; Lepidoptera; Tortricidae. Gene Ontology annotation, cellular component: cytosol. Gene Ontology annotation, molecular function: L-galactose dehydrogenase activity. The transcript is spliced from 7 exons.